UCGACCUUCCCACCCCGCGGCCCCCGGGCCCUUUCAGGCACCUCUCGGCCCUGCCUUGGUCCAGUUCCAGCUAGGCCUCUUCAGGGAGGUGGUGUGGGUGCGCUAAGAGGGCAGCUCAGCUUUCGCCACGCCAAGAGACUGGCGGCAGAGAUCAUAGAACGCAAGGCUCCAGACUGCAGUGUGGUCGGCGUGGGGGAGAAGGUCCUCCUGUUUAGACACCAGCCUGGCUCAGAACACCUCCUCCACAGACUCACAGACCAGGAUCCACUGCAGGACGGUGACCUCAUAGAGGUCAUCCUCUCAGGAUCCGCUACUGUGACGGAGAUGAAGAUCCGCCCACACUCGCUGGCUGUCCAAUCGUAUCGCACCCCCACCUUCUGUCACCACUGUGGUGAGAUGCUGUGGGGACUGAUACGUCAAGGGUUGAAAUGUGAAGGUUGUGGGUUAGACUUCCAUAAGCGCUGUGCGCUGAAGUUGCCUAGUGACUGUAGCCGCGCACGGCGUCGUGUGUGUGGCCCCAGCCUGUCCCUGUUCCCCCCUGGCAGGCCCCGGACGCACUCCCUCUCCACACCUGCAGGAGGCAGUCUAGAGGAGAUCAGUAUGUCCAAGCCCAGGUCCAGACCCCCGUCAUGGACAGAUCACCCGGUGUGGCUGGGGGUGGACCAGGGAAAGGACGGUGAGACAGGCAGGGCCAGGGUGCCCCACACCUUCCACAUCCACAGCUACACCAAGCCUACCGUGUGCCAGCACUGCCGCCACCUCCUCAAAGGCCUCUUCCGCCAGGGCCUACAAUGCUCCGGCGGUUUCUUUAUUGUUUCACCUCUCUCUUUCUCACACUCCCUCUCUCUAUCCCUCUCUCUCGCUUUCUCUCGUUCUCUCUUUCUCUCUCCAGACUGUAAGCUGAACUGCCAUCGUCGCUGUGAGAGCUCCCUGGUCCCCGCUGACUGUCCUGGAGAGAGGAGGAACACCAAUGAGGAAGGAGACUCAGUGUCCAGUCUCGGCUACAAGAACGACACAGAGGAUGAUGAGCAGGAUAUGAGCUUGAGUAUAACAUCACUAGAAGACGAUGACGACGAGCCGUCUACUGAGGUUCCAUUUGCCGAGAACAAGGAAGUGGGACAUCAGCCACCAAUCAUUCCAUGUUUCAGUAAUUAUAUUCCUCUAAUGCGGGUAGUCCAGUCAGUCCGUCACACUAAAAGACAGGCCAGUGGAGUACUGAGAGAGGGUUGGCUACUGCAUCACACCAACACUGACACACUGAGGAAACGUCAUUACUGGAUAUUGGACUGGAAGAAUAUCACUCUGUACCAGAACGAGAUCAACACCAAGUACUACAAGGAGAUUCCUCUAUCUGAGGUGCUGCAGGUACGAGGCCCCGCCCAGCUGUCUGUCCCCUUGUUGCCCGACAACAGUGCCCACUCCUUCGAAGUGGUGACGGGCACACUGGUGUACUGUGUGUUGGCGGGCCGGGACGGACAGGCCUGGGAGACCGCCGUACGCCAGGCUCUGAUGCCCGUGCUGAACAGCGGGCAGGUGGACAAACAGGGACAAGACCAUGAACCCCAGAGUGGAAAAAGCCCGGACGUCAGUUCGGUGUAUCAGAUCUUCACUGAUGAGGUGCUGGGUUCAGGACAGUUUGGAGUGGUGUAUGGAGGCACCCACAGACAGUCUGGUCGGCCAGUGGCCGUCAAGGUCAUCGACAAAACCCGUUUCCCUACCAAACAGGAGAGACAGUUGAGGAACGAGCAGGCAAUUCUACAGAAUCUGUCCCACCUCGGUAUAGUUCUACUGGAGGGCAUGUUUGAGACCAUGGAGCACGUAUUCAUCGUCAUGGAGAAGCUCCAUGGAGAUAUGCUGGAGAUGAUUCUGUCCAAUGAGAAGGGCCGACUGCCAGAGCGCACCACACGUUUCUUGGUUACACAGAUUCUAGAGGCCCUGCGCUACCUGCACUUCAAACACAUCGCUCACUGUGACCUGAAACCUGAGAAUGUACUGCUGGCCUCCCCAGACUCUUUCCCUCAGGUAAAGCUGUGCGACUUUGGUUUUGCCCGCAUCAUCGGCGAGAAGUCGUUCCGCCGGUCGGUGGUGGGCACGCCGGCCUACCUGGCACCCGAGGUCAUCAGUAGCCAUGGUUACAACCGCUCGCUGGACAUGUGGGCGGUGGGUGUGGUCCUGUACGUCAGCCUGAGCGGAACGUUCCCCUUCAACGAGGACGAGGACAUCAGACAACAGAUCACCAAUGCUGCCUUCAUGUACCCCCGCCUGCCCUGGUCUAACAUCUCACUAGAGGCGGUGAGUCUUAUCAACAACCUGCUCCAGGUUGCAGUAAGAUGUAGGUUCAGUGUGGGAAAAGCACUGGGGCACUCCUGGCUACAGGACUUCCAGUUGUGGUGUGACCUGAGGGAGUUUGAGAAGAGGAUGGGCUGCAGGUACCUGACCCACGAGGGGGACGAGGACCGCUGGAGAUGCCACGCACUGGAGAGGGGCCUGGUCUUCCCUUCUCACCUCACCUGGACCCCCGGGCACGAUGACAGCCUGUGACCCUAGGCCCAAAUGUCAAAGGUGAAGGGUCGGACAAGAUGGCGUCUGGACUACUGGUGUGUUUCAGUGGUCAUCAGCAUACACAACUGUCUGGACGCUGUUAGUGGAAGGUGGAGUGGUGAGUCUGUUCUUAUAGCAGUCUCGUAUAAAAAGAUCACCAGAAGAGAUUACGACUCCGGAUUCGGACGCAGUGACAAUUCCUGGACUCUAUGGUGCCCUAGUGAUGCCAGCUGUUGUAGUGGUUAUUAUUUAAUGCAUGAUCAUAUUAGGACUAAUGUUUCAGGCCCUCUGUGCCCCAGAGUAGUAGUUUACCAGGAUCACAAGGCAGGUUCUCUGUCCUUCUACAAAAUGCAUCCUUCUAUGACCCUCCUCCACAGAGUCCAGACAAAUUCACUCAGCCCCUCUAUCCUGCGUUUGGGCGGUAUUGGUACGAUACUGAGAUGUGUAAGCGGUGAUAGAGGUGAUGGUCUACAUACACUAUAUAUACAGAAGUAUGUGGACACCCCUUCAAAUUAGUGGAUUCGGCUAUUUCAGCCACACCCA
This is a messenger RNA of Salvelinus sp. IW2-2015, 3084 nucleotides long. The record is from RefSeq and is a predicted model, not a curated record. Lineage: Eukaryota; Metazoa; Chordata; Actinopteri; Salmoniformes; Salmonidae.